AUGGUUACCAAGUUGUUGACGUUGCCACUGUUGUUGGUGUUGGUGGCUGCCUCACUGGCUACAGCUCAGAGUGAGGAUCAAGUACGAGCAGAGUUGGUGGAGUUGAUCACAAAUGUAACAGUGGAGAGCAAUGCCAUUUACAAUCUACAAGAUACAUAUGGUAAUGAAAUGCAAUGUGCCAAGAUCAUUCAGAUAGAGAGUUACUUUUAUAUUGGAGUCUAUCAUUAUCCUUACAACGGGAACUUCAUCGUUGGUAUUUCCAAGUCCAACGACCUCAUUCAUUGGCAACAGACAUCUGUUCUCGAAUUUGGAAGUAGCCAAGCCACUGUAUAUCGUGUAGACAACGACACCUACCUAAUGGCAUGGGAACAAACAUACAGCACUGGCAAUCACAUAAGGAUUAGAUAUUACUCAAGUUUGAGUGAUUUGUUGUCUGAUCACUCAAGUAGUUGGGUGGACAUCCCGCCACCCUCAUGGGUUGAAGCUGGAAAGUCAAUUGGAACUCCAAAUAUAUUCACAGCAACGGUGAACAAUGGAAACAUCUAUGACUCGACGAUCAUUGUCGGCAAUCACUAUGGUGGUGAAGCAGAUCGCCAAUCAUCAUUCAGUAUCACAAAUCUCAAUGUGAACGAUAUCAACUGGAUGCGUAACCCCAACACAUACUACCCGCACCUGGAGGAUUCGGUCCUGUACUGGCUUGAUCAGGAGAGUUCCAAUCCUGGCAAUAUUGGUGGCAGGGAUGCAAUUCAAUUCAAGGGCUACGACUUUGCAAUAAUCGAGGGCAACCCAUCAAACACUGGUAACAGUCACAUCGACUUUGCACAUUGGCAAGUGUUCCUUUACGAUCGCCAGACGUUCAACGCUGAUGUGCUGGCCGUGCGCACACCAUGUGAGGCCACAGCUUGGGCCAACCCGCACUUUACACUCAUUACACUGCCCAACUCCAACAAACUUGUCGUCCUAACUACACUAUUCAUUCCAUCUGAAGGUGCUGGAUCAUGUCCAUCCAGCACACUGAUAUAUUACAAUGUUGUUGGCUAA
Acytostelium subglobosum LB1 is the source of this 1041-nucleotide messenger RNA. RefSeq lists its product as hypothetical. The coding region runs from base 1 to 1041 and encodes 346 amino acids. Lineage: Eukaryota; Evosea; Eumycetozoa; Acytosteliales; Acytosteliaceae. The record is from RefSeq and is a predicted model, not a curated record. The transcript has 2 exons.